UUGAGCUUCCUGAUCGCUCAGCUGACUCGAGAGGAAUCGUGUACACACAGGGAGUCAUGGCGGCGGAGAUCCACUCGAGGCCUCAGAGCUCCAGACCCGUUCUGCUCAACAAGAUCGAGGGCCACAGCGACGGCGUGAACGCGGCGGUGCUGAUCCCGAAGGAGGAUGGAGUUAUCACGGUCAGCGAGGACAGGACGAUUCGAGUUUGGCUGAAGCGGGACAGUGGACAGUACUGGCCCAGCAUCUACCACACUGUGUCCUCUCCGUGCUCCUGUAUGUCAUAUCACCACGAGAGCAGGCGGAUCUUCAUAGGCCAGGACAAUGGGGCUGUUGUGGAGUUCCUCAUCUCAGAAGACUUCAACAAAAUGAGCCAUGUCAAAACAUACCCAGCUCAUCAGAACCGUGUGUCGGACCUCAUCUUCUCUCUGGAGAGUCAGUGGCUGAUCAGCACAGGUCAUGAUAAAAGCCUCAGCUGGAUGAGCACUCAGAGCGGCUCUAUGCUGGGACGGCACAGCUUCGGCUCAUGGGCUUCCUGUUUACAAUAUGAUAAGGAUACCCAGCAUGCCUUUGUUGGAGAUCAUUCAGGUCAGAUCACUCUGUUGAAACUGGAUGAACAGAGCAGUUCUGUCAUUACUACACUAAAGGGACAUGAAGGUAGUGUUGGAGUGUUAUACUGGGAUCCGGUUCAGAAGUGGCUGUUCUCCGGAGCGUCUGAUCACAGUGUGAUCAUGUGGGACAUUGGUGGAAGACAGGGACGCGCAUUACUACUGCAGGGACACCAUGAGAAGGUCCAGGCGCUGCAGUAUCUUCCUCUGACCCAUCAGCUGGUGUCCUGCUCUUCUGAUGGAGGAAUAACCGUGUGGAACAUGGAGACCACACGAGAAGAGGCUCCUCAGUGGCUGGACAGUGACUCCUGUCAGAAAUGCAAACAGCCAUUUUUUUGGAAUGUAAAGCAGAUGUGGGACACCAAGACCUUGGGGCUCCGACAGCAUCACUGCAGGAAGUGUGGUAAGGCGAUCUGUGGGAAGUGUAGCUCUAAGCGCUCCACGUACCCCAUCAUGGGCUUUGAGUUCCAGGUGCGCAUGUGUGACGACUGCUACGACACAAUCAAAGAGGAAGAUCGGACUCCUCUGGCUACGUUUCAUGAAGGGAAACACAACAUCGCUCACAUGGACAUGGACCCGAGCCGAGGACUGAUGGUCACCUGUGGGAGUGAUCGAGUUAUUAAGAUCUGGGACAUGACGCAGGUGGUGGGCAGCAGUGUAGCGACGGGAUUCUCUGCUCGCUGAUUGGCUGUUUCUGAAGGCUCCGCCCACACUCCACCAACAGAGAUCAUGGAAGCGCUCACCUACCUGUCUUAACUCUCUCGUCCUUCAGCUGUGGAGUCAACGGACACUUCAUCACGGUGUGUGUGAAUAUGUGUGUGUCGUUGGGAUGCUCCUUGAUUUUAUGAAUCAGAUGUUCAUGUCUCUAAUGAGGUAUGAUGUCCUGGAUUUAAGCAAACAUGAACUCAAGGUUCUUCUGAAAGCACAACAUUUGCGCUCUUUCUCUCUCUCUCUGUGUGUGUGUGUGUGUGUGUGGUGCUUUGUCACAGACUGAAGGUUUCUGCCGUUUUGUAUUUCCUUUAUCCAGAAGUACCACUCGAACACAGGAAGUACUCCUUCAUCACAUCCUGUUUCUUCUUCAGCCAUCUUUCUUGUUUAGUAACCAGCUCUCUUGUUACCAUGGAAAUUAGUGUUCCAUAGUAACGAUGGAACAUUCCCGUACAAACUCAGCGUUUUCCCGCUAAAAAUGUCACUGCGACCAUACAGUGAAGUGAAGAUAGAGUUCAAACUAAGAGAUGGACAGGUUCAGGUCAGAUAGGCGAGGGACAUCCAUGGAGCAUAGUUAAUAGUGUUCAGUUGUAAAACACUAUUUAUAGCACUAAUUAUUGGUUUUCUGUGAUUUAGGGACAAAUUAUGGUAUGGAGGCUUGUUUCCGCCACGGGAUACAAUUUUUUAAAAAGCAACUUUUCAUCUCACAAUUCUGCUUUUUUUCUUGCAAUUGUGAGUUUGUCUCAGAAUUAUGUUUUCUGUUUCUGCCCCAACGUAAAAAAUGGUAAUUGUAACAUUUUAUCUAACAAUUCUGAUUUUUUUUUUUCUUGAAAAUUCCAAGAUAUAAACACGUAAAUUCUGAGUUUGCAUUAAUUCUGACUUUUUCUUUGAAUUAUAAAUCUACACCUCACAAUUGUUUUUUUCCCCUGCCAUUGAAUACAAAUGGUAAUUGUGACUUAUAUAUAAAAUUUCUUCAAAGAACUGCAAGAAAAAAGUCAGAAUUGUGAGAUUUUAAAUCAGUAUUGUACAGAAAAAAAAAUCUGAAUUUGUGAGUUAAAAAGUUGCAAUGACCUUUUUUCAUUCCGUUGUUGAAACAAACUUUUAUAUUAAAUGGAUGUUUAUCCCAAUAAUGGUCAGCAUUUGUUGAUGCUACUCUUUCCAUAAACAGGAAGUGAAUGAAGACCGAGGCUCCAACAAAGAAUCCUAAAAUUAGUAUUAGAAUAUCACAACUCUUCUGAAUCCAUAUAAUCACUUCUACAAACCAGAAUGGACAAAAAUGAAUAAUAAAGAUGGUCUUUAAGACCUGUGCGUGAUAUUAAUUGUGCUAUAUUCCAACACACAGUUUCUUCUCAUUAGCAUAAUAUAACGUGCCAGUUUGAAAUAUGUUUUGCUGAUGUCAAAGCUGACAAAUAGACGUUAGUCUGGGUAGUUCCGUAUUUAAUUUUCAUUUAUGACAAAUAAAUAAGAUAUAUAAAGCUGAUUGUCCAGUGGAAGAAAGGAAUUUCUGAGAACAAAACUUUGUGAAAAAAAACCUCCAUAAACAAGUUUUUGAAAGUUGUGAAAAUUACGAUCUAAGUGUGUAAGUCUGUCCCUCACAGAUUUAUUUAAUAUGGCACCUAACCUGACUAGGUUGGUAUAUGCAAAUUGAAAUUGACGCACAGCUCACAACUAACGUCAAAUUGGCCAAUGAGAAGAGAGAACUCUAACCUGUUUACAAACAUUAUAACUGACCAGCGCUGUUUGUUUUACUUUCGUUCUUUCUUUCUCUCAGUCGUUUUCCCUCGUUGAUUGUGUCUCCGAGUUCUCUGUUCCUUGCACUGAAUUGCACUGUGUGUGUGUGUGUGUGUGUGUGUGUGUGUGUGUUCCUGAUCUGAUGGUACAAUCGGCAUCUGUGCGAGUGUUUGCAUUAAAUGGCUUUUUUUGUUAAUUUCAAUAUACAUCCCAUUCUGAGCUUUGUAAGAUUUUGUAGCUGAUUUUCCUCAAAAUCCAAAAGGGUGUGAAUGUAAGAAGAGCUGUUGAAUGCAGUGAUCUGACAGAAAGCAGGUUUUCUAUGAUGUCGUUGUUGUGUGUGACAUCAUUUUUGUGUCGUUUAAUUUGAAAGAUACUGAUGACGAUUGUAAUUUCUCAUCAGGGAACUGAGGGAGUACUAUUUUCUUUGUUUCGUUCAUUCUUUUUCCUUCAUUUACCUUAAAAAAACGUGCUGCGAGUAAAGGGUGAAUCUCGCGAAAUUUGACUAGAAUGUUGUAAGAUUCAUCCCAAUUUACUUUUGAAUUAUUGCUCUUAUGUGUCUUAACAUCUGUUUUACUGAAACUGACACUUCAGGGAGUCACACCGGUUCAGUUUAACCUCCAUGUAAAAUCACACAAACUGUUUUCUUUAUCUUCAGGCGUUAAAAUAUUGUAAAGUUCAACAUGCUUCUAAUGAUCGAACCCUAAAACUGUAAAUAAUGACUUUGAGACCUGUUUUUCUAUGUGCUUUUUUCUAAAGCUUACUUUGUUUCGGUAGUUCAGUAAAGAAGUAUUAUUCUCUCUAUGUAUACAAAGUUGAGUUCAAACAUCUGUAUUUUUCAUAUAAAACUUCUGCCGCUAAUAUGAAACCUGAUGACUAGUUUCAGUCAGAUUGAACAAAAUAUUACAAUAAAGAUCUGAGCUGUAUCUCAUGCGAGAGAUAUAGUUAUUCUGGACAUUU
Carassius auratus (goldfish) is the source of this 4001-nucleotide messenger RNA. Its product is annotated as WD repeat and FYVE domain-containing protein 1-like. Gene Ontology annotation, cellular component: early endosome. Gene Ontology annotation, molecular function: metal ion binding; protein binding. Gene Ontology annotation, biological process: positive regulation of toll-like receptor 4 signaling pathway; positive regulation of toll-like receptor 3 signaling pathway. The coding region runs from base 57 to 1289 and encodes 410 amino acids. The transcript is spliced from 12 exons. The record is from RefSeq and is a predicted model, not a curated record. NCBI's taxonomy places the organism in Eukaryota, Metazoa, Chordata, Actinopteri, Cypriniformes, Cyprinidae.